This is a messenger RNA of Beta vulgaris subsp. vulgaris (sugar beet), 2298 nucleotides long. Its product is annotated as pentatricopeptide repeat-containing protein At1g05750, chloroplastic. The transcript has a single exon. Gene Ontology annotation, molecular function: RNA binding; protein binding. NCBI's taxonomy places the organism in Eukaryota, Viridiplantae, Streptophyta, Magnoliopsida, Caryophyllales, Amaranthaceae. The record is from RefSeq and is a predicted model, not a curated record. Gene Ontology annotation, biological process: RNA modification. Bases 6 to 2003 code for a protein of 665 amino acids.
UAAACAUGGCGACCAAAACCUUGCAUCACGCCAUUAAAUCUGCUCUUAAAACUACAAUUAACUUCUCAAUAUUAGAAGCCCAUCUCGCAAAGUGCCAAACUUUGUGCCAAUUCAAUGAACUUUUCUGUCAAACAAUCUUCACCGGUCUAAUUAAAGACGCAUACGCAGCGAGCAGAAUCCUUCAAUUUUGCACCAGUGGGUCAUUCGUUAAUCUCGAUUACUCGCGUCGAAUAUUUGAUCAUCUUGAGAACUCAAAUGGGUUCAUUUGGAAUACAAUGAUGAAAGCUUAUUUGAGCAGAAAUAUGCAUCAGAAUGUGAUAUGUCUGUAUAAAAACAUGCGAUAUUGUAAUAUUAGUCCUGACAAUUACACUUAUCCAAUUCUUAUUCAAAGUUGUUCUCUUCAAUUAUUACAAUUACAAGGGAGAGAUAUUCAUGGUCAUGCAUUGAAGAUGGGUUUUCGUUCCGGUGUCUAUGUGACGAAUACAUUGAUCAACAUGUAUGCGGUCUGUGAUUGUAUUGAAGAUGCUCGUCAGGUGUUUGAUGAAAGUCCUGUGUUGGAUUCAGUCUCAUGGAAUUCAAUUUUGACAGGGUAUGUUCAGAGUGGAAAUUUAGCGGUAGCCAAAGAGAUAUAUAGACUAAUGCCUGAAAGGAAUAUAGUUGCCACAAAUUCUUUGAUUGUUUUGUUUGGUAGGUUGGGACACGUGUUCGAGGCACGCCAGCUGUUUUAUGAAAUGAGAGAGAGGGAUAAGUUUUCAUGGAGUGCUUUGAUCUCAUGUUAUGAGCAAAACGAGUUUCACCAAGAGGCGUUAUCUCUAUUCGAGGAGAUGCUGGCUGCUGGAGUUCUCUUAGAUGAAGUUGUGCUAUUAAGUGUUAUUUCUGCUUGUACUCACUUGUCUGCUAUUCGGGAAGGAAGGUUAAUUCAUGGUUUGGCUGUCAAAAUAGGGGUUGAUUCCUAUAUUAAUCUAGAGAAUGCUUGCAUUCACCUGUAUGCUCGAUGUGGGGAUAUAAUGGCUGCUGAGAAACUAUUCCAUAGCAGCCGCAAGUUGGACCAAGUAUCCUGGAACUCGAUGAUAUCUGGGUACAUGAAGUCUGGUUUUGUGGAUAAGGCUAAAUCAUUGUUUGACACCUUUCCUGAUAGGGAUGUAGUGACUUGGAGUGCAAUGAUUUCCGGCUAUGCUCAACAUAACCAUUUUUUUGAGGCCUUGAAACUGUUCAAAAAGAUGCAACAAGAAGGUAUUAAUCCUGAUGAAGCCGUGCUAGCAAGUGUCAUUUCAGCCUGCACCAACUUAGCUGCACUGGAUCAAGGCAAGUGGGUGCAUUCUUACAUAAGAGAAAACGGGUUAAAAGUUGAUGGAAUUCUUGGGACAACUCUGAUAGACAUGUAUAUGAAAUGUGGAUGUGUAGAAAUUGCAAUAGAGGUGUUCCAUGAAAUGGAAGAAAAGAGGGUUUCUGCAUGGAAUGCUAUCAUUUUUGGUUUCGCCAUGAACGGGUUUGCUGAGAGGGGGCUUGAGGUGUUCUCUGAGAUGAAAAGACGUGGAGUUAUUCCCAAUGAGAUGACUUUUAUUGGAGUACUCGGAGCUUGUCGUCACAUGGGAUUAGUAGAUGAGGGUCAACACCACUUUGAUUCCAUGGUGAGAGAGCACAACAUAAAACCCAAUGUAAAGCACUAUGGAUGCAUGGUUGAUCUUCUUGGACGCGCAGGUUUUCUUAAAGAAGCAGAGCAACUCAUAAUGAGUAUGCCAAUGAAACCUGAAGUCACCACUUGGGGUGCACUGCUUGGUGCUUGCAAAAAACACGGGGACUACAAUAUGGGAGAACGGGUUGGACGGAAGCUCAUUGAGCUGCAUCCUGAGAAUGAGGGGUUUUGCAUGAUGAUGUCCAAUAUAUGUGCCUCCAAAGGUGAUUGGAAUGAUGUACUUGAGAUCUGGCGGAAAAUGGGACAAUAUGGAACAGAAAAGACUCCAGGAUGGAGUUUAAUUGAAGGCAAUAAUGGCUAUUUUUGAUUUUCAGGCAGGAUAUUUGACGUGUCUUGUGUGACCAGCAAGAUUGAACAUGAAGAGAAUAAGAAACUAGAAAGCUAUGCUAUAAAACAAGACAAUAGGAGGGAUUGCUUUCAAAAUGUGAACUCGAAAGCCAUGACUUACAGAAACUUUGAUCGAUAGACAACAGCAUAAGAAAGUAAGAAAAUGCUUUCUGCUGAAAUCCUGAGAAGCCUGGAAAUAAGGCUGCCGUGGAGAUCAAGGCCAGGCACUCGGUGAAGCACAGAAAACUGUUAGGAUAAAGAACUUGAAACGAGGA